Messenger RNA from Cadophora gregata, 1741 nucleotides. RefSeq names its product 40S ribosomal protein S20 (gene RPS20). Bases 91 to 441 code for a protein of 116 amino acids. Lineage: Eukaryota; Fungi; Ascomycota; Leotiomycetes; Helotiales; Ploettnerulaceae. The transcript is spliced from 5 exons. Gene Ontology annotation, biological process: translation. Gene Ontology annotation, molecular function: RNA binding; structural constituent of ribosome. Gene Ontology annotation, cellular component: cytosolic small ribosomal subunit; ribosome. The record is from RefSeq and is a predicted model, not a curated record.
UCAUCGACAAUCGCAGCCCGAAACCAGAUCACCCUUCAUCACUUUGCCGAUUCUCAACGAUCGAGUCGUGAAGGCCUUCCUAUACGCACAAUGUCUUACCAAAAGCCCGAGAAGGAGUUCGGCGAGGGCCCAAAAACCCACAAGAUCCGCAUCACAUUGACCAGCCGAAAGGUCCAAUCUCUCGAGAAGGUCUGCCAGGAGCUCAUUGAGCGUGCCAAGGGAAAGGAUCUCCGCGUCAAGGGCCCUGUCCGUCUGCCAACCAAGACUCUCAAGGUCACCACUAGAAAGACUCCCUGUGGUGAAGGUUCCAAGACCUGGGAUACCUUCGAGAUGAGAAUCCACAAGCGUCUCAUUGACCUUAACGCCCCCACUGAGGUUGUCAAGCAAAUCAUCAUCAACAUCGAGGCCGGUGUCGAGGUCGAGGUCACAAUUGCUGCCUAAGUGUAGCUCCCGGAUAGAUAUUCGCUGGUGAAUACCGCAUAGGUAGCAUACAACUUCCACGCUGUAAAGGAGGUUCUUCAAUACAACCCUUGUUCUCGAAAGACAAAAGACUGUGUGCCUGAAGUAGACCAUAUUAUGCCAUCCGAAUAUAUGCCAAUGACUCGCAGAAACAUAUACCAGUAGGAGCAGCAUCGGUAACAGCUGAAGCAUUGAUUAAAACCUGGAAGCCCCUUGGACUGUGCCAUACCAGCCUAGCUCCCCCUGGUCAAUAGUUGAUCAGGACCCAUUUCUACAGCCCUUGCCACGCCAGAUAAUGAGCUAGUAUACUAAGCAUACCUGAUUACAUUUUAACUCGCGCGAGCCAGGCUUCAAUUGGGCAUCUCCUUUGGGAUGUGUUUAGAAGACUGCUGGAGCUUAAGGUUGGCCCCAGGUGCACUCCCGUGAUGAUCCAUGUCCUGGUCUUGUACUUCCAAAGACUGGUAUGGCAUCAGGCAAUAAAUCCACAUGCUUUUGGAUGGUGUGAAGUUGUAUUACGCUGUCUGGUCUAUCUGUACACCCCAGGGUUUAUUUAAACAGCUUUGGGCAGUUUACCGCAGACCUCAAUUAUACUCGUGCAUGACUUGAUAAAUCUAAGACUAAUUUUUCAAUAUAAGAAAACCUUUGAGCUGUCCCCAGCUUUGCAUAUAAGAUGAUGGACGGACAGAUGCGACUGCCGUUUUGUAAUGGGAAAAUGUAUAAUUCUCAAUGUGUGAUUUGCUGAAAUAAGAAAUUUUUCUGUCAAACGUAGCAAACAUUUGCGAUGUCGCGAUGCCAGAGUGGUUAAUGGGUAAGACUUGAAUUCAUCGUUCAGUCAUCUUAUGGUUUCGGCCUCGUAGGUUCAAAUCCUGCUCGCGACGGCGAAUUAUCUUUUGGCUUCUGAAUAUGCCCUUUUUUCUUCCACCUUUCUCCGUGCCUAUCCUUUUUGAACAGGAUCCUAAAAUAUUCGCGUGCGUCAAAUUGAACCGAAUAACUCAGUUUGAAUGCCAACUAGAGUUUCCCCGGUGCGUAAAGCUCUCUGCUCUGCCGCGAAACGAGGGACCCUUUGGACCUUACGAGAAUUUGCGGGUUCGGUAAGAUGGUGUCUGACCCGGUCUCCGGUGUCGACUCGUCGACACGGUAGAGUUCGCUACGUAGCCGAAUGCCGAAUGUACGAAAGGGGGUUGACAGUGGGUCUCGCCACCCCUUGUAAGGCGGUGAGUAUCAUCGAAGCUCGUAGAACCUAUGCCUCUAAUACUAUAUGAAUGACACUCUCACUCUGUUU